AGUUGGGAAUAUUAAAGUUAUUACCAGACCUAUUAAUAGGACGUACCUAAAUGUACUUUUGGUAGGAACAUCGUAUUUAGGUCGCCCCAGCGAGAGUUGUGGCGAUCAUCACCAAAGAGCAUGAUCAUCACAAGCAAAGAAAGAUUUGUAUACAACUACUCUUAUCACGCUGGCGUCUUGCGUUUUCUGCCCGAUUUGUUUGUUUGUACUUUAUAGUCAAUUGAUACAUAAGUGGAAGUAAAGUAGGUGAUGUUCGCCUCAACUUUUGUUGCUCUACGUGCAUUUAUUAUUUUGAUUUUGCUAAAACUAGGCAGUAUGAUCUCUGAUCUUAGCCUAUUCCUAUAAUAACGAAAAAGAAUGUUGUGUUUGACAGUGACAUUUCGAAUUUUUGCCGCGAAUCUAAAAAAAAUUUUGGUGCUUUACAUUUUUUUUUAUAAUUUCUUUGCUAAUUUUAAAUUCAUUAACCUAUCUACCUAUUCAAAACUUUUGGGUGUUAUUUCUUUUAGAAACGGACAAUAUCAAAUAAUGUUUACAUUUACUGAGUUUAAUAUCGCAGUUGAGAAUGCUGAAGCCAAUCCUCAAAACUUGGAUUUUCUUAAUCUUUUAUCUUGUAAAUGGGACGAGGUUCAUGAAAAAUGUGAAGUGUUUCGGUAUAAAAUUAAUAACCUACAAGACAAAGUCGUCGAUGGAUAUUUACUGCAGUUAAACCCAGAGCGGAACUGCAAGAGGCGAACUCCAGAACAAAUAGACAGCAUUUGCCAGUCAUUUGAUGGCACAAAAUUCAAUUUCAACAAAGUUUCACCUCAAGAAGUUCUUUUUACAUUUAAAAAAGAUGUUCAAGUAUCAGCUGUCCAUAGUGUUAUCGUUAAUGUAAGCCCAAUAUCUAGAUACCAUAGCCUUCUAUGUCCGUCACUUGAGAAGUGCCUACCACAAGUUGUAACUGAGGAAAGCUUGGAGCUAGUUAUUAGUCUUAUGUUGCUAGUGAAAGAUCGUGCCUUUCGUAUAGGAUUCAACAGUCUUUGUGGUUUAGCAUCGGUGAAUCACUUGCAUUACCACAUAUUUAUGGAAAAUAAUAUAUUGCCAGUGGAAACAGCUAAAUGUAACCACCUACAAGGGCCUGUGUACUGUAUGAAUCAAGACUACCCCAUCCCUGCCUUUUGUUUCCAAAUACCAUGUGAGGAUUCAGCCACAAAUAUGGCAAAAGACAUAUACAAACUCCUGGAAUACUUGCUACAUAAGUCAAUAGCACAUAAUAUCUUUAUAACUAGAGGAGAGAGUGUAGACAGUAGUGAAAAAGAGGUCAUAAGGGUGCUUGUGUGGCCAAGGAAGAGUAGUGCAGGAGUGAAACAGCUUAGCGCUUUCAAUGUAGCUGUUCUGGAGCUGAGUGGGUGGUUCCCAGUUUAUAAUGCUGACGAUUUUGAAAACCUACAAGCCGCCGACCUCGAGAAAGAACUGAAAAAGUGGAGGAUAGACAACUUUGAAGAUCUAUGUAAGGAAAUAAAAUCACUGUUUUAGUAGGACUUGUAUUUUGAUACCAAAUAGUAGUUUUGGUUACUGUGAGUAAUGGAUGUAGGUAUCUAUCUGUUGAUGAUGAUUUCAUUUUAACGUCUGACACUUCAUACGCUCUUUAGAGUGGUCUGAUAGCAGUAAGUAGUUACUUUGUAGAUAGUUUACAAAAUAGGAAAUACCUACAGCUAUUGUUUACUUCUCUCGGACUAGGUGCUUUAGGUGUAUUUUGCUGUUUAACAAAAUAACUUACUGUAGGUCCUAGAUCGUGCUAAGAACUUCUCGCCCGCUUAGACGCCUGUUCGAAAAUUAUGUGCAAUAAAUGCAAGUAUUCUUAGAACAAUGAAAUUGCUCUAUCAAAUAAAAAAGCC
Messenger RNA from Ostrinia furnacalis (Asian corn borer), 1877 nucleotides. Its product is annotated as GDP-D-glucose phosphorylase 1. Gene Ontology annotation, biological process: glucose metabolic process. Bases 358 to 1515 code for a protein of 385 amino acids. Lineage: Eukaryota; Metazoa; Arthropoda; Insecta; Lepidoptera; Crambidae. Gene Ontology annotation, molecular function: GDP-D-glucose phosphorylase activity. Gene Ontology annotation, cellular component: cytoplasm. The transcript is spliced from 6 exons. The record is from RefSeq and is a predicted model, not a curated record.